This is a messenger RNA of Pestalotiopsis fici W106-1, 1479 nucleotides long. RefSeq lists its product as uncharacterized. Bases 1 to 1479 code for a protein of 492 amino acids. Gene Ontology annotation, cellular component: membrane. The transcript is spliced from 4 exons. Gene Ontology annotation, biological process: transmembrane transport; carbohydrate transport. Lineage: Eukaryota; Fungi; Ascomycota; Sordariomycetes; Amphisphaeriales; Sporocadaceae. The record is from RefSeq and is a predicted model, not a curated record. Gene Ontology annotation, molecular function: carbohydrate:proton symporter activity.
AUGCUGGGACUCAGUAAAAUUAUGUUGCUCAUCUGCCUGGUGGCAGCACUCAACUGUGCGACCAUUGGCUAUGAUGCUAGCAUGAUGUCUUCCCUCAACAUCUUGUCUGAGUUCCAGAGGCAAUUCGAAAUUGAUACACAACUCAAAGGUCUCUUGACGGCAAUUCAAAAUCUCGGUUCCAUUGUUGCAGGUUUCUUCGUUGGCAGCCUUGUCGACAAGUAUGGUCGAAAAGGCGGUAUCCUGAUCGCCUCCCUGAUCGUUCUCAUAUCUUGUGUCUUGCACUCUACCGCGACCACCAAAGCCCAACUCUUCGUCGCCCGAAUCCUCAUUGGCGUUGCAAAGUCUGUGGAUAUCGCUGCCGUACCGACCUACCUCGUCGAACUGGCCCCACCAACACGUCGUGGUUUAAUCGCUGGUCUUUACUGGGCAUGUUGGCUUCUUGGUGCCAUUUUAUCCUCGGCGGUUGGUUAUGGAGCAAGAAGCAUAUCUGGACAAUGGUCGUGGAGGCUUAUCUGUAUUUGCAUGGCCGGCCCUGCUUUGUCGUGCAUCAUAUCCCUUUUCUUCAUUCCCGAGUCCCCCCGAUGGUUACUCUCACGUGGCCGGGACCGCGAAGCACUUACCAUUCUCGCCAAGUUCCAUGGCAAGGGUGAUGAGUCUAAUCCUCUGGUCGUUGCCCAGUUCCGAGAGAUCAGAGAGUCCAUCACCUUUGAGCAGGAGAACAGAUUUGAGUCCUACUUUGCAUGGUGGAAGGCAUUCGUUUCAGUCAAGGCAAAUCUCUAUCGGGCUUUUAUACUUAUAUCGUUGGGCAUUUUCGAACAAACAAUUGGUUCAAGCAUCAUUACCUUUUACCUCAGCAACGUGCUGGACCUGGCCGGAAUCACUUCAGAGCAGGAGCAAUUUGCUAUCAAUGUCAGCCAGAACUGCGUCGCAUUCGUCUCGGCGCUUGUCGGCCUUUGCUUCAUUGACAGAGUCGGCCGUAUUCCCAUGUUGGUUGCCGGCACAACUCUUUGUGCACUGGUUCUUGCGACCACGGCCGGCCUGACAGCUGCAGAGACAGAUAAUGCGCAAGGCAGGAAUGGGAUCAUUGCAAUGGUCUUUCUUUUCCAAAUCGGCUACUCUUCCACUUGGACUCCUCUGUCAUUCUCGUACUGCGCAGAAAUUCUCAAUUUCACCAUUCGAGCCAAAGGCAUGGCCUUCUACAGCAUAUUUACUUCUUCUGCGGGCUUCUUCAACCAAUAUGUCAUCCCCAUUGGAUUCUACAUUGUGGGUGUCGUUUGGAAUCUAUUUGUUGCCACCGUCAUCUUCUUUACAUAUCUCGAGACCAAAGAUCUCACCUUGGAGCAGAUUGACCAACGCUUUAAUGGAGUGCCUCGUGACCAGCUCGUCGAGAUUACUGAGGUAUACAAUGGGACCAAGCCCAUUUCUGACGGUGAAAUAAUCAGAGAUCCAACUUCCAAAGAACUAGUUACCAAAGUGUAG